AUGUCAAAUAUCGCAUCAUCUUUAUCAGUUUUCAAUGGAGGCAGUGAUGGGUUAGGGGUGCUUCUGCAAGAAGAUAACGAGUGGCUAGGGUUAGAUAUGCGGUUGUGUGUGGAAAUGGAUUUUUCAGAGGGGCCGGUUGUUGCUAAUUCGGGAGAGAUUUCUCUAGGUCGAGACCCGGAUUCUCCGUCUAGGAAAAGACGUCGAGUUGGCGAUGGUUCUCCAUCGGGGGGGAAUUUUCCUGGAAACUCUUCUUCUGCUCCAGAUUUGGUUCAGUGGGUCGAAGGUCAGGAUCCUGCUAGUUUGCUGAAUCCUAGAGUGCUAGCGGAAUAUAUUCGAACUCUGGCGAUUCCUGAUGAUGUCACGUGGUUCUGUGGUAGGCCGGGUCAGGAGCUUUCCGAUCUGGCUUGUUUUCAUGGUUUCUCUGCUCUUCAAUCUGUUCUGGUAUUGAACGACCGCCGACAGUGUGCCGAGGAGGAGGUCGAGCGUCUGUCUUCUCUUUUGGCGACUUCCGAGUCUGAAAGGGCGAAAUUGAAGGCCUCUUUGGAAGAGCAUGAUUCCCUUCUGGCGCAGCUCAAGGCGCAGGAUGCGAUUAAUGAUCGCCAAGUGAAAGUGAUCGAGAAAAAGACCGAUGACUUGACUCAAGAGAUUGAGGAGCUCAUUCGAAUUAAUUCCCUUGUUGGUGGGGAGAGGGACAGUCUAAGAUCGGAGGUUGAAGGUCUUCACAUCCGUCUGCUAGAUACGAAGGCUUUUUACUCUGCUUUGAUAAGCGAGUAUCGCCUUGCGAUUGGGAAGAAGCUUCUAGAGCAGAAUCCUAGUAUUGAUCUUUCUGGGGUUAACGGGUUGGAUCCCCAGGCCAUCGCCCGUGAUCUCCUCGUCAAGAUGUCUAAAGACCGCGUCUAGUAGUUUUUCUUU
This is a messenger RNA of Mercurialis annua (annual mercury), 912 nucleotides long. RefSeq lists its product as uncharacterized. The coding region runs from base 1 to 900 and encodes 299 amino acids. The record is from RefSeq and is a predicted model, not a curated record. Lineage: Eukaryota; Viridiplantae; Streptophyta; Magnoliopsida; Malpighiales; Euphorbiaceae. The transcript has 5 exons.